UGAAGAGCCGCCCCCCCGCGCCAUAUGGUCUCUCUUCAACAAGACCAUUGGCUACAGAGACAAGACUUGGACGGGCUGAACAAAAACAUCGACCAUCUCACUCCGCGUUUUCCUGACAAGCUGUGACCUAACCCCCCGGCGUGGUGCCUUGUGUUUUCCACUCAGAAUUCACCCACAAACACCCCGAAACACAACUACAUCCAUCGCAUACCUAAACGGCUAGUCUGCUAGCUACGGUGCUCUCUGACGUUUUUAUUCCCUAAAAUGAACGGCCAGUUGAACGGUUUCCACGACCCGCUCAGUGAUGAAGACUGUUUUCUUUUUACUUCUGAAUCUGUCGGAGAGGGACACCCGGAUAAAAUUUGUGACCAAAUCAGUGAUGCUGUACUGGAUGCACACCUCAGGCAGGACCCUGACGCCAAAGUAGCAUGUGAGACUGUUGCUAAGACUGGGAUGAUCCUGCUGGCUGGGGAGGUUACAUCCACGGCCAGUGUUGACUACCAGAAGGUUGUCAGGGAGACUAUCAAGCACAUUGGCUACGACGACUCCUCCAAAGGCUUUGACUAUAAGACCUGCAAUGUCCUGGUGGCUUUGGAGCAGCAGUCCCCUGACAUUGCUCAGGGUGUUCACCUGGACCGCAAAGAGGAGGACGUGGGGGCUGGUGACCAGGGUUUGAUGUUUGGCUAUGCCACUGAUGAGACUGAGGAAUGCAUGCCCCUCACCAUUGUCUUGGCUCACAAGCUCAAUGCCAAGAUGGCUGAAUUACGCCGGAAUGGAACUUUGCCUUGGCUCCGACCAGACUCCAAAACUCAGGUGACUGUUCAGUACCGACAGGAUCGUGGUGCCAUGCUCCCAAUGCGUGUACACACCAUCGUGGUCUCUGUGCAGCAUGACGAGGGUGUGGGUUUGGAUGAGAUGCGUGAUUCUCUGAAGGAGCAGGUGGUGAAGGCUGUGGUUCCCGGUGCUUACCUGGAUGAUGACACCAUAUACCACCUGCAGCCGAGUGGCCGUUUUGUCAUUGGGGGACCACAGGGUGAUGCUGGUCUGACGGGUCGUAAGAUCAUCGUCGAUACUUAUGGGGGUUGGGGGGCGCAUGGCGGCGGAGCUUUCUCUGGCAAGGACUACACCAAGGUAGACCGCUCUGCUGCUUAUGCUGCCCGCUGGGUGGCCAAGUCUCUGGUGAAAGCUGGGCUCUGCAAGCGUGUUCUAGUCCAGGUAUCAUAUGCCAUCGGAGUUGCCCAUCCUCUCUCUAUCUCCAUCUUCCACUACGGGACCUCCCAGAGGAGUGAGAGGGAGUUGCUGGACAUUGUGAAGAAAAACUUUGACCUCCGUCCAGGAGUCAUUGUCAGGGAGCUUGAUCUGAAGAAGCCCAUCUACCAGCGCACAGCAGCUUAUGGCCACUUUGGUCGUGAGGUCUUUCCAUGGGAGGUGCCCAAGAAGCUCAAAUACUGAGCCACUCCUCUAACCUCCCAGCGGGCUGUUGGUGUACUACAGAGAAACCGACAUGCCCGCCCCCUCCCCUCAUGCCAUCACAACCUCUCCUAAAAGCAAAGAUGUCUUCCCCUGUCCUCCUUCACCUGCACUGUAUUCAUCCUUAAAGAGAAAACAACAGAAUGUAGAUGCCAAAAUUUAUCAAUGAAGUGACAAAAUAGUGUCUAUGUAUUGCAUCACCAUAAACAAUAAUUCAUGUUAUUGGGUUAUUAGCAAAAAAUGUAAUUAUAAUGGUAUGUCUCAUUAUUAAGACAUUUUUAAUGUACUACUGAGUUCUUGACCACAUUGGUAACUAUUUUUACCAGUGCCAUAAUUAGCCAUAACAUGGUAAAUCAUAGCGAACGAGCAAAAUGUUGGCCAAGUUGUGUUAUGAAUUGUUAGUGUCAGGUGGACUAAUUUGUACCACUUUGUAAGAGUUGUUAUGCGCGUUUCUUCCUCCGUGUGCGCAAUUUUAUCUUCUCAUUUGAUGACAUUUCUGUAUAUUUAGCAACACUCCCCAGCUUUUAAAUUCAGAAUCUUUCUACAGAAUUCAGUUGUUAAGGUAAUCAUGGUUAGUAUCUUCUGUUGCUUUCUCUUUAAUGGCUUUUACACUCCCUCUGUAUACUCUGCUGUCUCUCACUCUUUUUGUAUUGUUGGUGAUUUGCCAUCACAGACAUGUCAGCUCUGUUGUCUCCACAACCCUCACUCUAUCUUUCUCUGUCUGGAGAAUUUGUUGGCACAAGUAGGGUUGAAGAUUGCUUUAAGUUGCUGCACAUGAUGGGAUGUUUGCCUGCUCCCCUUAAAACUCAGAGUAUGAUGAUAUAUGCCAGUUGUUCAGCUGAGUAACAUACAGUGCAACUUUAGUCCCUCUGUGACCUGUGUUGUCCCUCCAGACCACAUUUUUCUGACGUGUUACAGAGAAGUCAGAAGCUGCUAAUGACUUUGUGGUUAUGUUGGGUUGCACAGUGAAAUGACACCUCCUGUGUUGUAGUAUUUAUUUUGUUGGUUAACAUACAACAUGAAUGUUCCAUGUGUUGCUCAGUUUUUCAUGCUCUACUGACCGAGAUAAAGGCAAGGCACUCCCUCGCCCCAGACGGUGACUCCAGGUGUAGCUACAGAGAAGCCCGGGCUCAGUUGCUGCUGGGGAGGGGCAGCCUUUAUCCUAUGAGAACACCAUACUUGAAAUAGAAUUAUGUUAGACUAUCUUUUGGGACCUUACCAAUGUUGGCGUGCACGGAAGGACAGCUGUGAGAAAAUGUGAAUCUUGAGGCAUUUUUUGUAUUUUAAAAUCUAAAUUUAAAUUGUAAGUUGGCCUGCACAUACAUAGGGACCUGACCCCUCAAGGGAGGGGAUGUGGAUAAUUUUUAUAGAAGAUGCAUCACCUGUCCACUGGCUCACAAGUGGUACCCUUGCAAUUAUUUUUGUGUGGCUGCUGAGAAUGAAUGGCAGUGCUACAGACGUUUGUUAAAAGAGUCAGCUUGAUGAGUAAACCACAAAAUACAGGAAAUACAGAAAUAACUGGAAAACAAAUCUGAUUUCACACUUAGUCAAAAGGAAAUGCAUUGUAGCAAUUAUGUUUUUGAAACUCACCUAUCUGCUCUGUUCUCAUCCAGUAUGUCUUCUCUUUUUAACCCGCCUCCCCAUAGAAAGUAGGAUAAGUCAACUAACUUGUUUGAGGUGCAGGACUGCACAGUGCGUUGUGGAAAUUAGGGAAGUGUUGGCUCCUUUGUGCACCUCUACGACCUACAAUAACCCAUGAAACCCUGUGCUAUAUCGGGACGCCUCAGUGGCUCACCUGGUAGUACAUAUACCAUGUCAUACUCAGAUUAAGCUGCAGCGGCUUGGGUUGGAAUCCAGCCCAGAGCCUUUGCUGUAAGUCAUCCCCUCUUUCUGCCCUGUCUGUCCUGUCUUCUUUCUACUUUGACUAAUAAAAAAGCAGAAAUGCCCCCCACGCCCUCCAAAAGUACCUUCACUUCUUAGCUCCGCAGACGUGUUUUUGUGUUUCUUAACUACAGUCUGAUUCCGGCUGUAGACGUGGGCAUUUCCCUGCAUUGUUGUGCCUGUUUUACCAAUGGACUUAGUUUUCUAUGGAAUGCGCCUUUAGCUUUACAUUUGAAAUGAGUGAGUUUGACACAUAAAUUAGUGCCAUGGUUUACCAAAACUGGAUGUUGGUUUGUUGUGCAGGGUGCUGUGUAUUUGUGUCCUAGGUAGUUUUCUAUGAAUGCUGAGUUUGUACCUUAAGAGGUGAAAUAUAUCAGGAUGAUGAGUUGUGCUACCAGAGUGUGGCGGCUGCUUUGCAUUUGUUUUCGAACAGUGUGGAAAAAAGUGUUUGAUAUUCAACAUAGAUGGGUUGCUGAAGGAAAGGUCACCAAAACUGACAGAUUUCAUUGUCUGGCCAACAGGAAUGCUGUCACCAAAUUUCAUGGCGAUCCACCAAAAAGAUUUUAAGAUUAGCUGCUCUGGUCCUACCUGCUGACAGACAGGCUGACUGACGUGGUGACGUGUAGGCCCCUGCUUCCCAGCACAACCUGACAAUUGGCAGACAGUCCAUCACAGGACAUUCAGUUUGGUUUUUUGGUAGUUUAUCAUUAUUACUUUAUCAGUUUAUCAUAACUUCAUAACGCGUUGAAUGAGUACUUCCAUAUCAGUGCAUUAUGCUCUGCUUACUGCCAGUCACAUCCACAGGGUAUGUCAUUGUCUCAGUUUCCCCCACUUAUUCAUAAGUAAAGCUUUUUCACAUAUAAGCAAGGGCUGAACUUGCCACCCAAACACUUUGCCAUGACAUUUUUUUGUAUUAACCCCUGGUGAGCUGGUGAGCCACUUUCACCAAAUCUGCAUGUUGUGGACCGCAAGUUCAUUCAUCUUAACCACCAUUUUCUCCUGAGAUGGUGAGCUCAGUCGCGAUGACGUCUGUCUUGCUUUUUCAGCCGGCCUUGCCUCUUUUAGCUUACUUGAGCAACUUUCCACUCAUUUUAAGCUAGUCUCAAUGUCUGGCUGAGCCAUAGGGGCCUCAAGCAUCUGGCCACCAGAUUUGGGAAACAGGACAUGGUGUCUGCUUGGUGCCUGUCAGCCAAAGGAAGUUUAAAAACUGUAUUUUAUACAGUUCAUUUGUGGCCUCUGGUUCCCUGCUGUAAUGGAUAUCUUGGUUGUGGACAGUCUCUUUGCUCUGCACUUUAGAGUCCCUCAUACGUGAAUAUUGUCAAUUAGCUGAAUAGAUGGUUGUAAUAUGGUGAAGAGUGCCAGGUUAUGAUCUGUGUUCCUGCUCUCAGAAGAGACCAUCUCCUGUUUAUGGACGCUUUAAGACUCAUUACAAUCAAGUUAUUCUAUACAAGUUGUCCCUUGUAUGUACUGUGUGCAGCUUAGUGUACAGCUGCUGUGUCUGCAAGAAUUAUCCACAUCAUCUAGCCAAGUGGCCCAAGUUCCCAUGCAUAUGUAAUAGUGUCAUAUUUAACUGAUGGAUCCUUUAAUUGCCUCUUUUGGCAUCACCUUGUGGUUCCUAGAGUGUAAUACAGAAAAACUUCAGGUUGCAGCCACAGUGUGAUGCUGAGAACAUUCUAUAUUAAUUCAUCUUUGAGUGGUGAUCUGGUCAAAUGGCUGGGCCUCCCAAAAGAUAUAUAUAUAUAUAUAUAUAUAAAGUUCAAAUCCUCCAGCUUGGCCACAGAUGUGGGCAAAAGUUUGGCUGGUGUUGUACAGAGAAACCAGCCUGUUUACAUGCUCACCUGUGGGCCUUUGAGGAGGAGUCCAUUUUAUUUCUCUAUGCUAAAUAAUAAUUAAAAAAAAAAAAAAAAAAACUUCAAGUGGGUCUAUCAGUGCUGUUACUGAAAGUGUAAAAGUGCCUUUUCUAAUUUUUUGCUCCUCCAUAUUCCCUGCCAUCACCUGCAUCCUUCUCUUUUCACCUCACCUGAGAGUUUCAGUAGCUGUAUCACCUCCCUCAAGCCUCUGAACACCUCAGACACUACUCACUCCCACUUUGGACUUUGAUGACUGUCCCUCUGGUCAGUAUGUUGAAUAAAGAUUCCAUCCCCAAGUUG
Molecule: messenger RNA, 5501 nt
Organism: Myripristis murdjan (pinecone soldierfish)
Lineage: Eukaryota; Metazoa; Chordata; Actinopteri; Holocentriformes; Holocentridae
Gene: mat2aa
Product: methionine adenosyltransferase 2Aa
Exons: 9
Coding region: 265-1452 (395 amino acids)
Biological process (GO): S-adenosylmethionine biosynthetic process
Molecular function (GO): methionine adenosyltransferase activity; ATP binding
Source: RefSeq, a predicted model, not a curated record